Paramecium pentaurelia is the source of this 677-nucleotide messenger RNA. NCBI's taxonomy places the organism in Eukaryota, Ciliophora, Oligohymenophorea, Peniculida, Parameciidae. The record is from the annotation of a GenBank genome assembly.
AUGAAGCUUUUUAUUGUCAUCUUUUUGAUUGUUGCAACAAGUGCUAUUUCCAUAAAUUCUAAAUGUACAGCAGAAGUUACAAAACUCACUCCAAGAUUUUCUUAAUUAUAUGGAAAUGUAAAUGAAAGAAAGUUUGUUUCAAGUAUUAAGGAAUUAAUUGGAAUUUUAAAAUCUUUAGUUGCUGUAAAAAAAUCUUGUACUGGAUCAGAAGGAGUUGAUUUGUCUAAUUUUAAAUAAAAAAUAGGAGUAUGUUUAAAAGGUGGUUUUGAAUUAGCUAGUAAUGGUUAUAAAUCUUACAAUGAAUUUGAAGAAGAUGGAUUCUCAGAUAUUCUUGUUGAUAGUUUAGUUGAAAUGUCACAUUUAGUGGAACCUGUAAUAACAAAUUGCUGGGGAGAAGAAGUUAAAUCUGUCUUAGGAUUUGUUUUACCUGAUUAAUGCAUAUCAGUUAUUGACGAUGUUGCAAAAGUCUCCUUAUAAAUUAUAGAAUAAAAAGAAAGACCAUUGUUAGUGACUAAGGGAUUAAUUAAUUUGAGAAAAAUUUUCAAAGAAUCCAAAAAGGCUUGUCCAUUUGUUGACACUUUAAUUCCAAAGAAACAAAAGAAUGAUGAUGAUAAUGAGGAUAGUGAUUUUUCUGAUGAUGAUGAUAUGGAAGCAUUAUUUGAAUUAUUCUAAUGAUC